Molecule: messenger RNA, 179 nt
Organism: Lontra canadensis (Northern American river otter)
Lineage: Eukaryota; Metazoa; Chordata; Mammalia; Carnivora; Mustelidae
Product: keratin-associated protein 23-1-like
Source: RefSeq, a predicted model, not a curated record
AUGUCCUACAACUGCUGCUCUGGAAACUUCUCCUCCCAGUCCCUUGGGGGAUACCUGUGCUACCCAGGAUCUUUCUGCAGCUCAUCUUACCCCAGCAACCUGUUCUGCAGCAAACCUCCAGUCUCCCAGCACAUACCAGCUGGGCUCCUCCCUCUCCAGUGGCUGUCAAGAGACCUGCU